AGACUCAGAACUGAAGAGCCUAAGAAAGAGGAGUCUCCGUUGUUCCGGCUUCCGCCCGAAUUACGAAACGAGAUAUAUCGGAUCGCUUUCAUCCGUUCGACCGUUACGAUCACCGCUAAGGCGGUCUAUGGCUAUACCUGUAGCCGUUCUAGAUUCCGCUGGAAGCGCAAGAAUCUGACUUUCCAAACUAACAUCCAGAGACAAGGACUGCAUUUCAUCUCCUCAACUCUCGCCGAUAUGGCCUCGUUGCCGGUCGUCUCAAUCUCGACCGGUGGGAUCCAACGACGGGACAGCCAGGAUUCAAACACCUUGCCGGACAGGGUCUGUCUGAGUUCUUUCCUGCAUACCUGCCUGGGGAGAUUCGAAACAGCAUCUACACACUUCUUAUCGAUGCUUCGUACUUGCAAAAAAGUGUUGUCUGAAGCACGUGGCAUCGCCUACUACCAAACAUUCGAAUUUUGGGAUGAAGACGCGCUUUUCGUCUGGCUACGCGACAUUGGCCCGUACAACAGAUCGCAUCUCUGCGGGAUUAUCUUAUAUGAACUGCGCACUUGUCCAGACACGGUUACCCACAACAUGGUAAUGAGUCGCAUCGCUGCAAUUCUUGAUAACUCUCCGAAUCUCAAGAAAAUCGAGGUGGUCGUUAUUAGAUUCGACGGCGUGAUCGACUUCAGCAAGCGGCUCAAGCUUCACAGAGAUGGACAGCCAAAGCUGCUGGUCACUGAAGCCCGGCACAUAGCUGAAUGGGUGUUCUCAUUCUUCCGCCCCCUCCUGUGUAGUCCUUCCUUCCGCAAUGGGGAUCCUCAGCGGUUAUCUUCCUUGUUGGCGCUUGACAUGCAUGCUUAUUGGCUCUACGGGCAAAAGGCUGAUUUUCAUCGAUCGAAUUGGACAAAAGAGAUGGCGGACGAAGCAGACGCCUCGUUCUCUGAGCAUCUGGAGCUGCUGCUCGAGAGAAGUCGGAAGAAGAAUCUCCGUCGUCGCCAAAAGAAGCUUCAACGACUCGGCUGA
This is a messenger RNA of Colletotrichum abscissum, 1008 nucleotides long. RefSeq lists its product as uncharacterized. The record is from RefSeq and is a predicted model, not a curated record. NCBI's taxonomy places the organism in Eukaryota, Fungi, Ascomycota, Sordariomycetes, Glomerellales, Glomerellaceae. The transcript is spliced from 5 exons. The annotation marks the transcript as partial.